UAUUAAUUUUAUACUUUAUCUUGUCAACCAAACCACGAGCUUCAAGCUUUGGAAGAUUUCUUUUGAUCGAGAGAAAAAGAUAAAAGCUUUAUCCUUUUUUGCUUUGGGUUCAUCUUCACAAGGAGGAAUGGCAAAGAGUUACUUCAAGCAAGAGCAUGAUCUGGAGAAGAGGAGGGCAGAGGCUGCUAGGAUUCGGGAGAAAUACCCGGAUAGGAUCCCGGUGAUUGUGGAGAAAGCAGAGAGGAGUGAUAUCCCGAACAUCGACAAGAAGAAGUACCUUGUCCCAGCUGAUUUGACCGUUGGACAAUUUGUAUAUGUUAUCCGUAAAAGGAUCAAACUGAGUGCUGAAAAAGCAAUAUUCAUAUUUGUGGACAAUGUUCUCCCUCCAACUGGUGCCAUUAUGUCUGCCAUAUACGAAGAGAAGAAGGAUGAAGAUGGAUUUCUUUAUGUUUCUUACAGUGGGGAGAACACAUUCGGGGAUCGGAUUUCUCAGUAGCCUUUGGUAAAUUUGUUCCCGACGUUGCUUUUAUCUUUUCCUUAUUUCACCAGACCCGUGUAUCAUCUCUGGCAUCACAAUUUCCAUUGCCUUUGGGACGGUAAUUUCAUUAUGGCUAGUAUUAUUUAAAGAACUGGUGACAAUACGGUGCCGAAUAUUGUAUAUAAAUUUUAUGAUUUCCACUCGAUGUGAAUAAGUUCAUUUU
Molecule: messenger RNA, 701 nt
Organism: Hibiscus syriacus
Lineage: Eukaryota; Viridiplantae; Streptophyta; Magnoliopsida; Malvales; Malvaceae
Product: autophagy-related protein 8f-like
Exons: 6
Coding region: 128-496 (122 amino acids)
Biological process (GO): cellular response to nitrogen starvation
Source: RefSeq, a predicted model, not a curated record